This is a messenger RNA of Culex pipiens pallens (northern house mosquito), 555 nucleotides long. RefSeq names its product ficolin-1-like. The coding region runs from base 1 to 555 and encodes 184 amino acids. NCBI's taxonomy places the organism in Eukaryota, Metazoa, Arthropoda, Insecta, Diptera, Culicidae. The record is from RefSeq and is a predicted model, not a curated record. The transcript is spliced from 3 exons.
AUGUCUAGCGAUUUUGUGCAGUUUGUCGAGGAGAGCAACAGUAACACCUCGAAUCCUAACACGGUUGAAAGAAUGCUGAUGACCGUCCUGAAAUUUGGGAUAUCUUCUUGCAAAACGCCUGUUGCAUCGGGAGUGUUCCGAUUGCAAUUUCCAAACAUAAAGGUGCUCUGCGAGACGGAGUUCAUGGACGGUGGCUGGUUGGUGAUCCAGCAACGAGUAGAUAUUACAACUAGUUUCGAUCAUGGCUGGACCGAAUACCGAAACGGGUUUGGCGCCGUUGGAAAAAAUGAAGACUUUUGGCUCGGACUGGAAUCGAUUCAUCAGAUCACAACCAGUGGGCAGUAUGAGUUGGCAGUGGAAUUUAAGGACAAGUCUAAAAAGUACGGAUAUGCGCGAGUACCUACUACUCUCGGGCAGACGCGGAAUGCCCCGAAUAACAACAUCCCUACACCGAGGGAGAUGCAUUUCCAGACAAGUCGAGCGUGCCAGGAUCAAAGGACUGCCCUGUGGGACGAGACCAAGCUGCUAAUGACCAGCAACAGCUGCUGCUCAUAA